This is a messenger RNA of Solea senegalensis (Senegalese sole), 2882 nucleotides long. RefSeq names its product trichohyalin. The record is from RefSeq and is a predicted model, not a curated record. The transcript is spliced from 20 exons. NCBI's taxonomy places the organism in Eukaryota, Metazoa, Chordata, Actinopteri, Pleuronectiformes, Soleidae. The coding region runs from base 132 to 2681 and encodes 849 amino acids.
UGUUUGACCGUUACCACGACAACCGGUGGUGGUGACGCGACUGUCAGUCAAGGCUCAGCAGCCGCACAUCAGCUCUGAAGGAAGAGUCAAGAACAACAGCAACAACAGACUGUUCCCUCACACAGUGGGACAUGGACUCGAGCAGAAGCCAUGGUGGAGCAGACGCAGAGGACACUGAUGAGCUUCUUUACACUGAUUUAAGUGUCAGCAGGAGCGACUUUGACCCCGAGCCUCUCAGACCGGACCACUGUGACCUCCUCCUGGACGCCAUCGAUGCUCAGCUCGGUCAACUACAGGUCCAGACCCAGAAACAUCAGGACAUUUUCAAGAAGCCUGUCUGUAGAGAUGCUGCUCUUCAGUGGAGUCAGUCUCCAAGCAAAGACACAGGCCUUGGAAGCACGAUGCAAACAAACGACGCACCCAUGUCUUGUCUGGAUUUGAUACACUCUCCGGUGACGGAGCAAAGAUUAGACUGUCGACGCAGUCCUGAGUCUCAGGAAGAGACUGAAGACAUGUCAGACAUAAGGACAAGAAUCAAAGAGGACGUGGAGUCUCACAGAGAGGAGGUCAUGUGGAGACUGCAGAGGCUUCUUGGAGAUUCCUGUAAGGAGAAUACACUCACAGAGACACGGCCUCCGACAGACAGUGUCUGCACAGAGGACUUUGUCCGGCGCUUCAGAGAAGAGAUGGUGGAAGUGGCUUUGCCGCGCAGUAAUGUCCCGCAGUGGGACAAAGAGGAGGACACUGAGAGGACAGAGAUUUCAGACAGGGACACACGCCAGAGUGAACAAAAAGGACAAAGUGUUUGUGCUGUUGACGGAUCAUCAACACCUGGGAAAAGCACUAAAGAGACAGCGAGUGUCCACUAUUCUCUGUCAAAGAAGACGAGUCAGAGAAGACAGGAGCUGGACGAAUGUCCUCUACACAACUUCACAGUAAAUGUAGCAAAUAUAAAUGAGAAGACACCGAAUGGACGUGAUGGCAGAAGAUGGCGCCCUCUCAUCCAGUAUAUCACAGGUUCAGAUGAUUCCUCCACUGACACUCACACACAAGAAGAAAGUGAACCUCAGUCGACAUCAGUCCACAGCUCCACGUUUGGAGAAGAACAAAAAAGAAGUCGAAAAGCUCUGCAUAAAAAGAGACAAACUUACAGACUUGUGUGUUCUGUAGGAGACGAGGACAAGGACACAGAUGAGGAGACGAGCCGCUUUGGUGGCUCGUUUGAGAGGACGUUGGAGACAAUGCAGUGGAUGAAAAUGAAAGAGAGGCUUAAUCAUCUCAGACAAAAAUGUGAGAGAGAGGAGGAGACUUUAAAGAUGAAGAGGACUCAGUUCAGAGACAUCGAGCUCUGUCUCUCUGAACUGCGACAGAGAAGAAAGCAUGCCCUGCAGGAACUAGAGCGACUGUCUGCAGAGAUGAAUCAGAUGGAGACAGAGAAGCAGAACAUGGAGUUGUUUCUGGAGGAGAGGAGGUUACAGUGUGACUCUAUCAGUGGCCAUGUGGAAGAGUUGCAGAUGCAAAGAGAGUCUUUUCUCAUUGACGUCAGAGACAUGGAAGAGGAACUUGCAAAUCUGGGUCAACAUAAAAAGAGUCUACGGGAUGGACCCUUCAAGGAGAAGAACAGCGUCAUCGUCAUGUCAGUGCUGGAGAGAGAGGAGCUGGAACGACAGCUGGAUCAGUCAAAAACUGCACUGUUUGCUGAACAACGGCGAGCGAGAGAGAAGCUGGAAUCCAUGCAAGAGAGUUUAGAGCAAACACGUGAGGCACUGCAGCGAGCCACGGAGUCCGAGAGCUCGCUGAGGCACAGCUGUGCUCGUCUGCAGGACAAACAGACGCAGAAGAAGGAGAAGAUCCAGGCUCUUGAGGCUCGUGUUGGUGAGCUGCAGGCUGAACGUGGACAAUGUCAGCUCAGGGUUGUUACUCUGGAGAAAAUGUUAGCACAGAAGGAGCUGCAGAUGCUCACCGUUCAGGAACAACACGGGGCCUUACAAGCUGAAAGAGAUGGACUGAAGGGGGCGCUACGACACCUGGAAAGCCAGCACUGCACUGCACAGAGGGAGGCUCGAGAGCACACCUAUCAAAUUAUGCUCAAAGACGACGAAGUUAAGAAGCUGCAGAUCUCUCUGGAGCAGCAGAGGGAGCAGGCAAAGAACCGUGAAGAGGAGCUGCACAAAGACAACUCUGAAAAGGUGCACAAAGCAGUCGAGGAGGAGAGGAGGAGGUGGGAGGCGGAACGAGUGGAAGCCGUUCAGGUUCACUGUGGGAGGCUGGAGGAGAAGAACAGCAAGAGUGUGGAGAGAGUGAAGAGUGAGCUGCAGCAGGAAAAGAAUAAAACACUCACUCUGCAACACAAAGUUUUGGAACUUAAAAAGAGAAUGCAGGAGUUGGAGCGUGACACUUGUGCCCAGCAGAGAGAGCAGGAGUCUUUGCUGACUGUUAUCUGCAAAUCCCUGAAAGAGGAGCACCAGGCGGAGCUGCUCCGGUUGAAGAAACAGACGACUCAGGUCCAAGAAGAAGCACAGAAAGAGAGACGGGGGACAGAGGUGCGCCUCGGCAGGCUCUUUGUGUGGCAGAGAAAGAGGCCGGAAGGCUCCGGGUGGUGCUUGAAGACAGAGAGAGCAGUUAUAACCGGAUCACAGCAGAGCUGGAGCAGCAGCACAGGCUCUGGGCCCAGGAGCUGAGAGCAGAGUGCCAGCAUCUCCAUCUCCUACUGGAACAAAAGAGUGGAGCCAAACUGAGUCCUGUGCCACUGCCUGUCAGUCCUACAGAAGCUGAGGCUCUUACAAGCCUACGAGCACUGAGAGAGCAGGUGGAGCACGUCAUUACACAUCUACACCAAGAGCUUCAUUCACAACAACUGAAUACUGAGCAGCUGAGGAAAC